Molecule: messenger RNA, 2104 nt
Organism: Leguminivora glycinivorella
Lineage: Eukaryota; Metazoa; Arthropoda; Insecta; Lepidoptera; Tortricidae
Product: oocyte zinc finger protein XlCOF6-like
Exons: 7
Coding region: 217-2097 (626 amino acids)
Biological process (GO): regulation of transcription by RNA polymerase II
Cellular component (GO): nucleus
Molecular function (GO): zinc ion binding; RNA polymerase II cis-regulatory region sequence-specific DNA binding; DNA-binding transcription factor activity, RNA polymerase II-specific
Source: RefSeq, a predicted model, not a curated record
UUAGGUUAUGUUGUUAAAAAAUAUAACUAAAUGGAACAAUAACAAUAACACUACUUGCUCUUGCUCCUGGUUAGUGUUAGCAUCUGUUAGGUUCUACAUUUUUAUUUCAAAUACAUUAUUAUUUCACAUAAGAUAAUUCCCGUUGUUGGAGUUUGGCAGUCACGGCUACUUGUAGUAAUUGGCGAAUACAAUACGCACACAAACGCAGCGGUUGCGAUGGACGUGAUGCAAGCGUGUCGCUGCUGCCUGCUGUGUUCCCCAGACAAAGACCUGACGACGCCGCACACACAUCUCGGCAAAACGGAGAUAUAUGCCGACAUGAUCAAGGAGUGUUUUGAUAUUCAAUUGCAGCUGGCAGUGGGCGGCUCGGGCUCGAGCGGCAUCUGCUGUACGUGCGUGGGCCGCCUGCGAGACGCGAGCGACUUCAAGCUGCAAGUGCAGCGCAGCCAGGCGGAGCUGCAGGCGCGCUCGCAGGGAGCGAGCCUCGUCAAAGGUGAAGAGCCCGCGGUCAAGCCGGAGAUGCUGGAUGAAGACACACCUGAGGAGAUAUUGCAUGAAGAGUUCUCUGCCAAGCCGGAGCCGGCGGCCGAGGGCGAUGAGAUGUCGCUGUGUUCGGACGGCAGCGCCCGCGCCAGGGAGCAGCUCGCGAUGACUUGCUCCGUGGUGCUCGAGCGCCUCCGCGGCGACGCGACUGCUCACAGCGGGGCCAAGCCAAUCGCCUGCGAACACUGUGGCGAACGUUUUAGAAACGAAACUAUCUUAAAUAAACACAUUCAAGACACAGACUUGCCGUCAGCGCAAAAACAAUUUGCUUGUGAUUUAUGUAGUUCUACAUUUCAAACUGAGUUACUUAUUUUAGAGCAUAAAAAAAUCGAACAUGGUGCCACUAAUUUCAUGUGCGCUCAUUGUGAUUAUUCAACAAUGUCCAAGAGAUGCUUGCGAGCUCAUUUAAAAAGUCACGUCAGUUUCAAAAGUCUCAUUAUAAGUGAUUUACAAAAACAUCAAGCGAUAAACUCCGGAGACAAGAAGGCACACACUACAAGACACAUAAGAUUAAAUGCCAGAGUAGAGCCUUAUAAGUGUAGUUAUUGCGACCACAAGUGCAGAAAAAGGUCAAACCUGAUACUACACGAAAGGACUCAUACUGGCGAAAAGCCUUUUGCAUGUAGCCACUGCGAUUACAAAUGCAGUCAGCAAUCAACCUUACAAAGUCACCAAAGAAUACACACCGGGGAAAAGCCGUACGCGUGUAGUCACUGUGAGUACCGGUGCAGUCAAAGGGCAAACCUAAAAAAACAUGUAAUGACACAUACGGGCAAGAAGCCUUUUCUGUGUAGCCACUGUGCUUAUAAAUGCAGAACGAAUUCAGACUUACAAAAUCACCAAAGUAUACAUACUGAAGAAAAGCCUUACGCAUGUAGUCACUGUGCUUAUAAAUGCGGUACGAAAUCACACUUACAAAUACACCAAAGAAUACACUCCGGAGAAAAGCCUUACGCAUGUAGGCACUGCGAGUACCGGUGCAGUAAUAGGUCAUACCUAAGGAGGCAUGUAAUGACACAUACUGGAGAGAAGCCUUUUCACUGUAGUCACUGUGCUUAUAAAUGCAGUACCAAAUCAAACUUACAAAGUCACCAAAGAAUACACACCGGAGAAAAGCCUUACGCAUGUAGUCACUAUGAAGAGUUCACAGUCAAGUCGAAGCCGGCGGCCGAAGACAAUGAGAUGUCGCUGUGUUCGGACAGCAGCGCCGCCCGCGCCAGGGAGCAGCUCGCGAUGACCUGUUCCGUGGUGCUCGAGCGCCUCUGCGGCGACACUGCUCACAGCGGGGCCAAACCAAUCGCCUGUGAACACUGUGGCGAACGUUUUAGAAACGAAACUAUCUUAAAUAAACACAUUCAAGACACACACUUGCCGUCAACGCAAAAACAAUUUUCUUGUGAUUUUUGUAGUUCUACAUUCCAAACUGAAACACUUAAUUCAGAGCAUGAAAAAAUCGAACAUGGUGUCACAAAUUUCAUGUGCGCUCAUUGUGAUUAUUCAACAAUUUCCAAAAGAUGUUUAGUGGUUCACUUAAAAAGUCAUUUCAGUUCCUAAAAUCUGA